Molecule: messenger RNA, 555 nt
Organism: Caenorhabditis angaria
Lineage: Eukaryota; Metazoa; Nematoda; Chromadorea; Rhabditida; Rhabditidae
Source: the annotation of a GenBank genome assembly
AUGUAUCAAUUUUCUUCAAAUUCUUCACAGUCUGUAGAUCAAUUUAACUUCGAAGUUCAUCAAAAUUCUUUUGAAUAUCCGAAUAAUCCUAGUACCAGUAAUGGCUAUCAGAAUAUGAUGUAUUUUGAAAAUCAACAAUUUUUUGAUAAUGGUUAUUCGGGUGGUCUGAUUUUACAUCAAGAUGAGAUCAGUUUCACUGAUCCGCCACCACCAACAUCUAGAAAAUCGAUUAAGAAAGAGGUUGAGCUUAAUUUUGAGCCUGAAAGGCUUUUGAAAAAUGUUGAAGUGAAAAUUGAAGUCAUGGAUGAAGGAGUUGUUGAUGAGUUCAAAAAAUUGGAAAUUCCGAAAGAAUGGGUGGAAGAGGAUAAAUAUGUCACUGAAUAUUUCAAUUUUGAGGAAUUGCAGUCUGUGAGUUUUGGGAGAAGGAAGGGAUUUUCUGGGAAAAGAGGUUUGAGAGAAGAAAUUCUGGAAAUUCCGAAAUUUCGGGAAUCUUUUUCAAUUAUAGCAUUUUUGAACUUGACCAGUUUCCCAUUUAGAUUCAGAUUCGGAUCAUGA